This is a messenger RNA of Xyrauchen texanus (razorback sucker), 1293 nucleotides long. RefSeq names its product E3 ubiquitin-protein ligase TRIM52-like. Lineage: Eukaryota; Metazoa; Chordata; Actinopteri; Cypriniformes; Catostomidae. The record is from RefSeq and is a predicted model, not a curated record. Bases 37 to 555 code for a protein of 172 amino acids. Gene Ontology annotation, molecular function: zinc ion binding. The transcript has 2 exons.
GCAGUCGAUAAAAGGAGUGUCUCUUUAUAAAAUAAAAUGGCUUCUAAAAAUUCCUUCUGCACAGACGAGCUCUCCUGUCCUGUAUGUCUCCACAUUUUCCAGGAUCCUGUCGUCUUACCGUGCAGUCACAGUGUUUGUAGAGGUUGUCUGCAGCGCUUCUGGAGCAGUAAUAGACAGCAAUGUCCGAUUUGUCGCAAACGAUCGAAAUCGAGCAGUCCUCCAUCUAACUUGGUGUUAAAGAACGUUUGUGAGUCUUUCCUGCAGGAACGCAGUCAGGGGGCUUCAGCAGAACUGUUCUGCAAUCUGCACAAUGAGAAACUCAAACUCUACUGCCUUGUGGAUAAAAAGGCUAUUUGUGUAGUAUGCCAAUCUUCAAAGAUUCAUAAAAAUCACGACUGCUGUCCUGUAGAUGAAGCUGCACAUGACCAGAAGGAGGAACUCAAGAGUGCAUUGAGGUCAUUACAAGGGAGGCUUGAUAAAAUGCAAGAAAUCAAAGUGACCUGUAAUCAAUCAGCAAAUCACGUUAAGGUAAGUACAAAUCUAACAAUAGUUUGACAAACUGUAUAGAUAAAAGUGUGUGACUAGUUCCAUUAUCAACAACAUAUUGUCCAAAAGAUCCAAUAGACCUGCUAUAAAUACAGUAUUGCAAUAAAAUUUCAAGACACAGGCCAAUCAAACAGAGAGGCAGAUUAAAGAGGGUUUUAAGCUGCUUCAUCAGUUUCUCCAUGAUGAAGAGACAACUAAGGAUGGCUGGCGCGAAACAGACGUUCCGAAGCUUUGCGAGAUCCCGAAGCAAAGAUGAUUCGAAACACUGAUCCGAAGCGUGAUUCAAAACACCCACGUCACGUGACAACGGCUAAAUGAAGCGUCUAAGUGUUUCAUCAGGUGGAGUGCUCCGCCGAAUCAGGGUUUCAUUGAUUGGUCGGUUCGGGAACAAAUCACACAAUCACACAGUAUAAAAGUUUUGUCAACGCAUUUUCAUAUCGUGGGUUUUUGUGAGAGGAGUUUGGUUUUGAGAUAGUGGAUUUUUGGUGAUAUAGUGACAUUUAUAGUGCGAUUUGUUUAGUUAUAUUUAGGAUUUAAUUUACAUUUACACAUUGACUUAGAGACACACAGAGUACAUAUAGUGACACAUGAAUAGAUGCAUUGAUAUAUAUAUAUAUAUAUAGAUAGAUACAUAUAGAUUAUUAGAUAGAUAGGCUACAUAUAAGAUAGAUAGAUAGAUAGAUAGAAAUGGAGGCUCCACAGAAGAGAUGCCGUACAUCUGUGGUGUGGGAGCAUUUCCAUUUGGAA